GUGAAUGUGUCAAUGGCGCCAUCUGGUGGCGUUAAUCCGCAUGCACAGCCACAGCACAACAUUGAGCAGCAAUCUGCCAGAGUCUGAUCACAUCUGGGGGUGGUGUGUGUGUGUGUGUGUGUGUGUGUGUGUGUGUGUGUGUGUGUGUGUCCAUGAAAACACACACGCAGUGAAAUAGAGAGGGUGAGCUGUGAUGAAUUGAGACAGAGGGAGGAGGAGGGAUCAGCUGUAUUGACAAAUAAGAACCAGCAGUUGUUUUUAUGAUGCAGUAAUUUGGCCUAUAUUUCUCUCUCAUAGCUGGUGUCUUCAUGUGUGAUGCAUCGACAUGCACAGAUGAAGACAAAGUGUGGAUGUUUCAUUCACACUGAAGCCCAUUAAGAUUUGUUUAUUUUGUUUGUCGGGAGUCGGUGCGUGUGCGUGUGUGAUCUGCACUUACGCAACAGAGAGCUUCAGUCGGUUAGCGAUGCAAGAACGAAAUUAAAGCUGGCAUUUUUUUUAUUCCAUUUUUGUCUAAUCCCACUGAUUUCUGAAGGGAUUACCGGACCAAUCAUGACAGAGAGGCCGCUGACACAGUCUGGACUGGGAGCUGCUGUGUAGACGGUGGAAGAGUGGAAGCUGCACAGCACAGGACGAUGAUUUGGAGCAACACUGAAACAUGUUAUCUGGUGUCCUCCUUUGAUUUUGUUUUUUUUUUAGCCGGAGGGGAAAGUUGCUCUGUCUUCUUGCUUAUAUGAGCGACCAACCUGAGGAUGCACGCUGCAGGUUUUAGGAAUGGACUGCAACUUGCAUGUGUGCACUUGCACAUGAAUUUAUGUUCAACUUUGGCAUGAUGCUCAACGCUGCGAUUUUGUUUUAAAGGACAUCAUCUUUGCUCAAUCUCCAGGAUCUUUCUGGACUUUCUGUGCAUGAACAGCCAAUGGAGGAAGAAAAAGUGGUUGACAAUAUCCAAGCACGAUCCAGUUCCCCUGUACCCGUUGGGGUUCCUAUUAACUGGGGACUCAUCACUGGCCCUGUUCAGCCCCCAGUACCCUCUCUGAGCACCCAGCUUCUUCCUCCUCCUCAGAGUUCAGCUGUGCACACACUACAGACCAAGGUAAAGACAAUCACACAGAGAAGGACACGAGGGAAAGACAAAGAGAAAGAAAGAGAAAGGUUGGACACAGAGGUCUCGGAGAGCAGUCCAGUUGGACAGAUUCCAUCCGAAGUCCUUCUCAGACAGAGGCCCAGGGGAAAGGGUCAGGUAUCUCUGCCUGCCAUCUCCUGGAGAUCAGGCGCUGCAAAAGUCUUGAGCAGUAGUGAUGAAGAGGAGGAGGUAGAAGUGCAGGUGAGGUUGGACAUUCACAACCCUCCAGCUGAAGUACGAGGAAAGCAGAUAAGAGAGGAAACUGAAAAGGAAAGGUCAGAAAGAAAUGAGGCCCACCUAUGUGGGCUCACGGGGGGCACAAGUCUGGAGAGUCUUCUGUCUGAUAUCUCAAGCAGCAGUAAGGAUGAACCAUCACCUCCGCCUCCACUACCUGUGCUCUUAUGCUGUCCCAUCACCACCACCUCUGCUUCUACAACCUCCAAUUCCUCCUCAACAUCUUCCACAUCAACCAGACACUGGGCACCACCCAAGGGCUUCUGGAGAGUGGCACGCCCUGAAACAUUGCUUCUAAAUGGCAUCAGCCCAAACAAUGUACCAUCCACUUUACCUUUGAAGGACUACACUCAGAUAGAAGUACCGACAGAGCCUCAAAGGAAGUCCAAACCAACGGAAACAGGCGGCAAGAGCGAUGUGGUGGAUGACAGUGACACAUCCUCAGAGUUCAAACACUCAGACAGCUUGGAGUGUUACCUGGACAGAUGUGAGCAGAAAGAGGCAGACAGCAAAGGACUGUGCAGUUCAGACAGCUGGGAGAGCAUGUCUUCACAAAGUGGGGUGCUCUCCAACGACGACAAACUAAAGGUGAAGCAGAGGGCUUACGUAAAGUUACAGGAACGACAGCCCAACUGCAGGGAGGAGAGAGAGCAGAGUGGAGGAGAAAGUGACGACACGACAUACAGGGCAGAUAGUAAAGGUGCCCAUGGGGGGUCGGACAGCUCAGACCCAACCAUUCUCACUCAGGAACUUGAACCCUAUCUGAGGUCACUUCUUGUAAUCAGUGAUGAUCUUCCCCUGAGCCCAAGACAUGAACAAGCCAAGCUUCUCCUGGAGCGAGCACGACUCAAGGCUCGCUCCAAUCACAUUAAAGGCGAUCGCCCCAGCAGACGCUCCCAUUCUGAUCAAAGAUCCACCGUAAAGAAACAGCAAGUUGAGUCUCCCCAUUCGUCGCCAGUACAUAAAGCUGUUCAAACCAAAGAAGAUCUUACAGCUCAAACUGUAUAUGGCUCCCUCCUUGUCCCCAACAAAAUAGACACUUCCCCUGGUGACCAUGGUAGUCGAUCCAAACGGUAUGGUUGUUCACCCACACGGGUACGCUUUGAGGAUGAAUCAGAGAAAGAAGCAGAGUCCCGGUACUUGGAUAGAGUGAAACAACGUGGCAGGCCUGGGAUGCCCAAGACCAAAAGUAAAGGAAGUAAUACAGAUUCAAGCAGUAGUGGUUCAGAGAAGGGCAAAAGCCAUAGAAGUGUCUCCAUGCCACCUUCACAGAAGCAAGAAGAUGUGGUUGUCCGCGGUGAACCCACAACAGUGAUUAGAGAGAUAAUAGUGCUGGUGAAAAAAUGUGAGGCAUGUGGAUCUGUAGUCAGGGAACCUCAGCCUGCCUCUUCAUCAUCAGAUCUACAGAACACUGAGCCACAGCAUCCGGGCAACCCUGAGGACGUGAGAGACUCGGUGCCUCCAAACAAGCCAGAGGCAAGUACUCGUCCCAAAGCUCCUCUAACUGUCACUUUUGCUGGCGCUUUUGUGCUGGGAAAAAAUAAACAGAGUAGAACAGGGUGGAAAUCAUCAGGGUUUGGGAAACUUAGGAGAAGGAGCAGGAAAGGAGAGAGUCGACUUGAGUCUGGCCAUGGCCCUUACGGUCCAUCAUGGGCUCACCGGCGUAACUCAAACAGGGUUAACCUGAGCAGAGCUGUAUCCUUCGCCCCAGGUAGCCCCAUCAAUCUAGAGCCACGUUUGCUGGAGGCUUCUGGUGGACUGAAGGAAUCACCUGCCCCAGCGCUGCCUAUUAAGUCAGCCCUAAAGUCAAGUUCAAGAAAUCGCUCUGCUGCAGGUCAGUCCACAGUUCAGUUCCAGAUUACUUCAAAUCAGGGAGGUGAAGGAGGAUCACAGCACUCUGCACUCCUGGAGUCUCCUGAGGCAAGAAGGGAGUCUCCAGUUACUUUAAUCCAAGGAACCCCUGCAACAAGCAGCCCGGUGCCCUGUAUCAGGCCCUCAACCCUGAGGUACUCCCCAGCCCGGCACAACUCGGACCUGCCAGCUGCUGAAAUCUGGGAUGCCACUCCAGAUGGACAAGGUCUGAGUGGGGACCUUGGCUCUGUUCCCGAGUGUCGUCCUGCUCUUCGUGGCCUCGGUAUGUCUCGGGCUGAAGACCUCAGAGCAGAGCUAUUGAGAGCAGAACAUCUGAAAGCUGAGGCCCUAUGGGAGGAAAACUCUGACGGGUCCAGAAAACUGGAUGGACGGCCAAAGCUCUUCUUGCGUCGCUUCUUUUCCUCCAUUGGUUUGAACAGUGUUGGCAGACUAGUGAAAGGGGGCAGAUCCAGCAGUAUGGAGCAGCUCAGUAUACCCACUGCCUCCAGGAUCAGCUCUACUUCCUCAAGUCCCACACGCAGGCCACAACCUACCAUUCAGAGGACACCCUCACUGCAAACCCUGAACACGGUGCUGCCACUGGCCCAAUUGCGCAAAGCCUCCUCUGUGCAGAGUUUAGAGAGAAGAACAGAGCAUUCAACAAUACUGGGAGAGGUGCAGAUACCAUACGGCCUGGCACCCAGCCCCGGUAGCCCUCAGCUGGAACUUCACAGGGCUCUGAGUGAAGAUAUACUUACCUCUAGAAUUGCUCGUCCGGUGGGCCGGGUCACACACGCUUUCCCUGAUGGGACCCUCCUCCUGGAGCUCGUUAGACCCCCAAACGGUCCCUUUGGUUUCGUCAUCUCAAGGGGCAAAGGUCGACCAGAUACAGGCGUAUAUGUAGAGAAAGUGGGUGAAGCAGGUGGUGAAGGCCCCUAUGUAGGUCUCCUUGGCAUUGGUGAUGAAAUUCUGCAGGUGAAUGGAGAGGCAGUGGCUGGUCUCAGUCUGGAGCAGGUGACGCGGCUAAUGACCCGGGAAAGCACCGCUUCUCUUCGGAUCAUGCCAGCAAGACGUAUCCAGCGCUGACUGUGAAGAAAGGCAUGAAACAGACGCGUUUUUGGAUUAUAAUUCACCACUGCCAUUCAACUGUUGAUGGACUGUAACCUGUGGUAGAUGUGAGAUAGUCAGUUUAUAUUUCACCAUGCAUAUGGUGACAGGGUUAGAGGUUCAUUUCUCUUUAGUGCACACCCAUGGUAAACAAUAUGACAGAGCAAGGGACUCGGAGUACAACUCCAAAUCAAUAAACCAAAAACCAAAUAAUAAAUAUGAAGCCAAACAAAUCCAGCAGUAGAGAGGACUACACUAGCUAGAAACUGGAUGUCAUAUGUUGUUUAAGACUAGAAAUACUGAUUCAAAUCCAGCAUGACUGCAUAUGUUUAUUUUUUAUGGUCACAUUUGGAUGAAUAGGGAUAUUUUCAAUCAUGAAGUAACUGAAUUUAGUCCUGUCUUAAAAACAACUUGUAUUUUAUUUUGAGUUUAUUAAUUGUUGUGACAAUCAAAACAACUUUUCUCACGUAUUAAUUGUGAUUUAGUUUGUUUGUUUUGCACCAGCACCUAAAUAUUUAAUGAAUGGAACCAUAUUUUGUCACAUAUUUAAAAUGUUAUCUAUUGCCAUUCAUCUCGUCGAUUAUUUCAGAUGCCAUCUUGGCCCGUUAUACCAUCAAACUAAAGAGCUAUCUACACAAGCACAAAAAGCAUUUAUUAUUAUUAAAAAGAAGAAUCCAUUGAAUUACAAUGGAUUAAUUACUUGUUCUAUGAAUCCCAUUUUCCUGGUGGAGGAUCCCUUCAUUUUACUUGUGCUGUGUCACCUAUUGCCCCAUGAGAUUGAUACUGGUUUGCUUCUAAAUAAAAAAUGUUUCUUAUUUUGUCAAACU
This is a messenger RNA of Larimichthys crocea (large yellow croaker), 5142 nucleotides long. RefSeq lists its product as hypothetical. The transcript has 10 exons. Gene Ontology annotation, biological process: regulation of cellular localization; centrosome cycle; establishment or maintenance of cell polarity. The record is from RefSeq and is a predicted model, not a curated record. Gene Ontology annotation, cellular component: nucleus; cell cortex; apical plasma membrane. NCBI's taxonomy places the organism in Eukaryota, Metazoa, Chordata, Actinopteri, Sciaenidae. The coding region runs from base 917 to 4294 and encodes 1125 amino acids. Gene Ontology annotation, molecular function: protein binding.